AUGGCAGAAUUUGGAGGGAAAUGGAGGGGUUUGAGAUCGGUGUUAAUGGUUUUGUUCAACUUUUUGUUAGCUUUUGUGUUUGUUUCAGCUGAGAGAGGCUUGAAACGGGAAGCAACAUCUACAAGAAUGAAUGAAACAAGAGAUUUUCUGUCAAGUUAUGUUCUCAAAGCUGUGAAUUUUUUAUGGCAGCCUGAUCAAAAAGGUUAUCAACAUGUUUGGCCGGAAAUGAAAUUUGGUUGGCAAAUUGUUUUGGGUUCAAUUAUUGGAUUCUUUGGAGCUGCUUUUGGGAGUGUAGGCGGUGUUGGUGGUGGUGGCAUUUUUGUUCCCAUGCUUACCCUGAUUAUUGGGUUUGAUCCUAAAUCUGCAACAGCUAUUUCUAAAUGUAUGAUUAUGGGUGCAGCAGCCUCAACUGUUUACUAUAAUCUUAAGCUGAGGCAUCCGACACUUGACAUGCCCGUUAUUGACUAUGAUUUGGCUCUGCUCAUCCAACCAAUGCUUAUGCUUGGAAUUAGUUUAGGUGUUGCUUUCAAUGUUAUUUUUGCAGACUGGAUGGUCACAAUACUGCUCAUCGUUCUUUUCUUAGGUACCAGUGCCAGGGAAGUGGAAUACAAGCCCCUUCCUGGUGGCCCAAGCAACGACCCUCUAAAGGACUCCAAGGAACAAGUGGUCACUAUUCUUGAGAAUGUUUACUGGAAGGAACUUGGACUUCUUGUUUUUGUUUGGGUUGCAUUCCUCGUGCUGCAGCUUGCAAAGGAGGGUACAUCUACCUGUUCGAUAGCAUAUUGGGUGCUGAACUUGUUACAGAUCCCAGUUUCUGUUGGGGUGUCACUGUAUGAAGCAGUUAGCCUGUACAGGGGAAACAGAAUAAUUGCAUCCAAGGGAAAUGAAGGCACAAAUUUUACUGUCCUUCAGCUUGUGACCUAUUGUCUAUUUGGUGUACUAGCUGGAAUAGUUGGUGGGCUGCUGGGAUUAGGUGGAGGAUUUAUCAUGGGUCCACUAUUUUUGGAGCUCGGAGUACCUCCUCAGGUCUCUAGUGCAACUGCCACCUUUGCAAUGACUUUCUCGUCAUCCAUGUCUGUUGUAGAAUACUACCUUCUGAAACGUUUUCCUGUUCCUUAUGCUGUUUACUUUGUAGCUGUUGCUACAUUUGCUGCCUUCGUAGGCCAGCAUAUUGUCAGAAGGUUGAUCAUUAUGUUUGGAAGGGCAUCUCUUAUCAUCUUCAUUCUAGCUUUCACCAUAUUUGUCAGUGCAAUUUCUCUGGGCGGUGUUGGCGUAGUUAACAUGAUCGGAAAGAUUCAUCGUCAUGAAUAUAUGGGAUUUGAAAACCUCUGCAAGUAUAAUGGCUAG
Dovyalis caffra is the source of this 1347-nucleotide messenger RNA. The record is from the annotation of a GenBank genome assembly. Lineage: Eukaryota; Viridiplantae; Streptophyta; Magnoliopsida; Malpighiales; Salicaceae.